AUGACUGAGGUUCUUAAUAGAGGAGCAUUCCUCGAUGGUAACACCACCAGAGACUACAACCAUGCUACUGACUCUGAAUACAAAGCCUUUAGAGAUAAGGCUGACGACUUAUACAAGAAGAGGUCCAAGUUGAGUCUGCAGAGUCAACAAGCUUUUAAAGCUGGUGACAAGGCUAAAGCUAAGGAAUACAGUGAGCAAGCCAAGAAGGUUUUAGAAGAAGCCGAGUAUAACAAUCGUAUGGCUGCAGAAUAUGUAUUCAGACAGAACAACACCGACUCUGACAGAGAUGAGAUUGACUUACAUGGCUUAUAUGUUAAGGAAGCUCAAUGGAUUCUUCAACAACGGAUCCACAGUGAUAUUCAAGCCAACCAGAGCCAUUUGAAGGUCAUUGUAGGAAAGGGGAAUCAUUCUACCAAUGGUAUUGCCAAGUUGAAGCCUGCAAUUGAUGAACUGUUGGACAGUACUGGAUUGAAACAUUGGAUAGACCCUAAAAACAGUGGUGUUUUAGUUAUAGAUUUGACCAGUGGCCUGUCGUCUCAAAUUCCUUCCUCAUGGGGUCAACCACAGCAACCACAGUAUCACCAACAACCACAAUAUCACCAACAACAACAACCUCAAUACCAACAACAACACCAACACUCACAACAACAAAACAACAACAACAACGAUAUUCUCAACAUGGUGCUCAAGUUGGUUUGUAUGUGCAUCAACAAGAAGUGA
This is a messenger RNA of Lizanozyma spartinae, 720 nucleotides long. RefSeq lists its product as uncharacterized. Bases 1 to 720 code for a protein of 239 amino acids. Lineage: Eukaryota; Fungi; Ascomycota; Pichiomycetes; Serinales; Debaryomycetaceae. The record is from RefSeq and is a predicted model, not a curated record. The transcript has a single exon.